CGAGAUUUUCAUAAUUGCAGGAAGGCAUCACAGCAUCUGAUGUGGCAUCAGCCAAUGAAUUUUGGGAUUUGUGUGCCGUAAUUGAACUAAUGGAGCCACAAGCUACAGCUCAUAUCACAGAGCACCCUGACACUUCUCGGAUGAAAGUAACAGUGGACGAAGUGGUCAAAAGGUUCCAUGCUCAGAUGGAUCAUGUCCCAUUAUUAUCACUGUAUGACAGCGACAAAGAUGUGGCCCUCAAAGUCCCUACAGCAUAUUUUAAACAUCAUUUUCACACAUGAUUUUUGUAU
Molecule: messenger RNA, 290 nt
Organism: Geodia barretti
Lineage: Eukaryota; Metazoa; Porifera; Demospongiae; Tetractinellida; Geodiidae
Source: the annotation of a GenBank genome assembly